UGCAGCUGACAGGUCUGCUGGCGGAGCUGAUGGUCACAGCCAGGGCAGAAAUUCUUCAUUAAACAAAGUACAGUAAAAAAAUCAAGGAAGCUUGGAGCCAUUUGCAAGAUCUAUUGAGUUGAUUGCUCACCCUGUCUGAAAAAGUCAUCAUUUGGGACAAGAGCCUGCUGCCAGCAGCUGCCAUGGCUAGCAAAAGAAAGUCAACGACUCCCUGUAUGGUACGAACUUCUGAAGUCGUGGAGCAGGAAGGCACUGAGGGUGUAGAGGCUCCUAAAGAGAAGGGGGCUGGCGCACCACAUCAGGACUCUAAAAAAAAUUUGCCCUCAGAAAGCUCAGUCAAAGACUGUGAAGUGGUUGAAGCAAAGCCCCCAGCUGAAAAUCAGUCUAAGAAACCCCAGGGUGGUUAUGAGUGUAAAUACUGCCCUUACUCAACACAAAACUUAAAUGAAUUUACGGAGCAUGUUGACACUCAGCAUCCUAAUGUCAUUCUCAACCCCCUGUAUGUCUGUGCUGAAUGCAACUUCACAACCAAAAAAUACGAUUCUUUAUCUGACCACAACACGAAAUACCACCCGGGAGAGACUAACUUUAAGCUGAAAUUAAUUAAACGCAAUAAUCAGACUGUUCUAGAGCAGUCAAUUGAGACCACCGCUAAUGAUGUUACUGUCACAAGUGGUGGGCUAGAAAACGCAGACUGUGGUGAUUCACUUCAUGGGGGAAUUAGUGCGAGUAAAACACCAAUGAUGAAACUGGGAAAGCCUAAAGGGGAAACCAAGAAGGGUCCCAAAAAGCCAGAAGAGGGAGUUACGGAAAACCAUGUGGAUGGCACACUGCCCCGCAUCAUAACUGAAGCCACUGAAGCUAUUGCUUGUAUAAACGGAGACCUUCUCCAUGAUGUGUUAGCCCAUGUUAUGCCCUCUGUACAGCUGCCACCAAAUAUUAACCUUGUCCCCAAGGUCCCGGUACCUCUGAAUAGUACCAAAUACAACUCUGCACUGGACACUAAUGCAACCAUGAUCAACUCCUUUAAUAAAUUUCCUUACCCAACGCAAGCAGAGUUGUCAUGGUUGACAGCAGCAUCAAAACAUCCAGAAGAACAAAUCCGAAUCUGGUUUGCUACGCAACGUUUGAAGCAUGGUAUAAGUUGGUCUCCUGAAGAAGUGGAGGAGGCAAGAAAGAAGAUGUUCAAUGGUACUAUCCAGGCAGUUCCCCAGACCAUCACCGUCCUGCCAGCUCCUUUGACAACUGCAAAAAUGCCCCAGCCUAUCAUCCAGACAGCUUUGCCUUGUCAGAUACUGGGCCAGACCGGUCUGGUUUUGACUCCUGUGUCAAAUGGCUCAACUGUCUCCUGUUCACCAAUUACACUUGCUGUUACCCCAAACCAGGGGCAAAAGAGGACAAUACAGACCUUAUCAAGUGCCCCAGAGGCCAAGCGUCCUCAUGUUGUUCAGGUGCCUGAGAUUCCUGCCAAGUUGACUGCUGUACCACUGACGCCAGCCAGCGAGCGAAAAAAGACGAAGGAGCAGAUAGCAGAGCUGAAGGCCAGUUUCAUGGCAAGCCAGUUUCCUGAUGAUGCAGAGGUCUACCGGCUGAUAGAGGCAACAGGUCUCUCCAGGAGUGAGAUCAAGAAGUGGUUCAGUGACCACAGAUACAGAAGUCAAAGGGGCAUUGUGCACAUCCCUGGUGAUGCUUUAGGAAAAGAUCAAAUAGCACCUUCAGCUGGUCGAUACGGCCGUUCGUUUCACCCAUACACAGAUUUUACUCCCCAGAGAUUCAAAGAGAAAACCCAAGAGCAGCUUAGGGCCCUUGAGGAGAGUUUCCUAAGAUGCUCUUUUCCUACCCAAGGAGAAUUGGACAGGCUUCGAGUGGAGACUAAGCUGAGUAGGAGGGAGAUAGAUUCAUGGUUCUCUGAGCGGAGAAAGAUAAGGGACAGCAUGGAGCAAGCCGUCUUGGACUCCAUGGGAUCAUACAGAAAAAUUAAAGAACAAGGAACUCCCAAUGGUGCAAUAAGCCAGGCAGAACUGCUGAGUAGCUCUCAGCUCCCCGGUGCUUUAUCUGGAUCCUCCACUACAUUUAAGAAAACCCAAGAGCAGAUUCAUCUACUGAAAAGCACGUUUGCAAGGACCCAGUGGCCAUCACCCCAGGAGUAUGACCAGUUAGCAUCUCAGACUGGGCUCACAAGAACUGAAAUAGUUCGCUGGUUCAAGGAAAACCGGUCUUCACUAAGAACGGGGUCACUUAAAUGGAUUGACCAGUACCAGCAGCAGCAUGUUGUUGAUGGUCAUAACGAGCAAAGCCAGAAAAAGGGAUCAAAACACAUUGAGAAUCCAAAGAAUGGUAAUGAGGUAUCUCGGCAGCAUUACCAGGAGCAUAAAAAACUGAAUGAAGAGAAUGGGGGGAAACCAGUGGUGAGAGCAAAAAGAGACUGCGAACCACUGAAAGACUCUUUGUUGGGGAAUCAGGCGGAGGGUACGGACAGGUUGGAGUGCAACAGCCACGACGGCCACGGCAGCGAGGAGAAUGAGGAGCCAGCGGAGGUCAACUGGGUGGAGGUGACGGUGGGUGAGGAUGACGCUGCAUCGGACUGUACAGACAGCUGGAGCCAAACAGCACCUGAAGGCCAGGCAGAGCUGGCGGACUUUGACUCUGAAAGUAUAUCUGGAGACAAUUCCCACGUAUAGACAGGGGUACUCCUCAAGCUGCACUGUCCUGACGUUGAAGGGGAAAUGCUGUCUGAAAAUA
Messenger RNA from Charadrius vociferus (killdeer), 2742 nucleotides. RefSeq names its product zinc fingers and homeoboxes 2 (gene ZHX2). The transcript is spliced from 2 exons. Lineage: Eukaryota; Metazoa; Chordata; Aves; Charadriiformes; Charadriidae. The coding region runs from base 183 to 2681 and encodes 832 amino acids. Gene Ontology annotation, molecular function: DNA-binding transcription factor activity, RNA polymerase II-specific; DNA binding. The record is from RefSeq and is a predicted model, not a curated record. Gene Ontology annotation, biological process: regulation of transcription by RNA polymerase II. Gene Ontology annotation, cellular component: nucleus.